Molecule: messenger RNA, 18464 nt
Organism: Coregonus sp. 'balchen'
Lineage: Eukaryota; Metazoa; Chordata; Actinopteri; Salmoniformes; Salmonidae
Source: the annotation of a GenBank genome assembly
AUGACGGGGUGCCCAACAAGCCAGACAAUCAUGUCUAGUAAAGCCACGACUAAAGAGAAGAAAUCUGGUAGCUUCAGCAAGAAACUCUUCAGACGAGGCUCUGUGCGCUCUGUGGGUAGUUUUAUGGGCAGAGUCCUCAGGACCUUGUCAACCUUGUCCCAUUUUGGAUCAGAUGGGCAUGCUAUUGAAGGUGACAAAGACGAUGGGGGUUUCACAUUAUUCAAAACUGGAGGCAAAGAUUCAACAGCUUUGGAUGAUAGUGACCGUUUCCUCGGAGAGAAGGUCCCUGGAGUGUCUGGUCUCAAAAACCAUGGUAACACUUGUUUCAUGAAUGCCAUCCUCCAGUGCCUGAGUAACACUGAACUCUUUGCUGAGUAUUUGGCACUGGAACAAUACCGGGGAGUCGAGGAAACGGACGAGGAGAAGGAGAAACCGAAGACAAACGGUGUGCAUUUGGGGAGGAAGGGCCCUCAGGACAGAGGCGAGGUGACGGAGCAGCUGUCUGGACUGGUCCGGGCCCUGUGGACAUUUGAAUACACCCCACAGCACAGCAGGGAGUUCAAAGUAAGUUGGUAAAAUGCAUCAUAAAGCAAAACUGCGUGUCUCACAGGACUGCAUUUGGUCCUCAGAUUCAGCCUAUACUACAGAUCUUUGAAACAGCCUAAUGGUCAAAUACAUUUAGGCUAUAUUAAACUUCUGAGACUAGGCUAUCACCAGAACUUUCAAGCAGUGUUGCUUGUGCUGUUUGUUACAGAAUGCUGUCUCAAAGAGCGCUUUGCAGUAUAGAGGCAAUGCUCAGCAUGAUGCCCAGGAGUUUCUGCUCUGGCUUCUGGACAGGGUACAUGAGGACCUCAACAACCAUCCCAACAACAGGCCUUCCAUUAAGGUAAACUUUUGUUUGUACAUCAUAGAGUUAGGGGCUACUAAUGCAACUUCAGGAACGGUGGUAGUGGCCAGGUUAGCACAGCGAGACAGUUAGUGAUGUGACCUUGAGCCAGCAGUGAAUGGAGCUGUACCUGAGGUGAGUCAGCAGUCUGAGUGGAGGAGGUGACAGGAGGUGGCUGGCUAAUUGUGAUGUCCUUUGAAGCCUCACUCAGACAUUCCAAACAGAAUAACAUUGGAGCGAGGGAAAGGGCCUGGCAUCCUGCAGGCCAGGGCAGAUUUACCGACCUAACCCAUUUCUGAACGCUGAGCCCCUUAUCAGGCAUCAAUCUUCCAGCGCACUGGAACAAACAAGUUAGGAGAUAGAGCUCACUUCCCUACUUUACAGUGUGAUGACUGAUUCAUCUCCUGUGGGAGAAUGAACAGGAAGUGAUGGUGUUCUGUGUCCCCUUCCUGGAUUUCUCAGUCUUCCCGGUCUGCUGUCACUCACAGCUCCCUGCUCUGUAAAGGCGUCCGCAUGCUUCCCAUCCGAAACAGUUUGGAACAGUUUGUGCAUAUAUUAUGGUGACAUUUUGUUAUUUUUUAUCUUUGGCAAGGAUUUUUCUGGAGGCAAGCUGAAGUGGGUAGCCGAAGUCUAUGCCCCUUGGUCGGUGAUUGGUCAACAGUAGGGAUUCUUCAAUGAAGUGUUUGUUGUCAUUCAAUCAGAGACCAAUCGUUUUCAUGCAAAUUUUGUUCACUUGAGAUGUAAAAUUGUGCGAAUAAGGUCUCCUCGGCAAAAACGUCAAAGUUACUGACAGAUUUCUUGAGUUAUCUUAGAUGAAUUCUGACAAUGUUGAGGAAGUGUAUACUGGCUACGGUGUCUCAAGAUGGACAAACGAUACUAUUGCCGCUUUCCCGUUUUUCAAGCAAAGGUAUUUUAAGGGAGUAUGCGAGCACAUUCGUUCGCCUAGCUGAGUUCGACUAGGCGCCAGCAGAACCGAAGCAUGAGGAAGGCUUUAGACAUGCAGAGUGAGAGACGUGACCUGAAUAGACCCCACAGAGCUUUGUUGAUGAGUUCGCCAUGCCAAAUGCCCAUACUUCCUUGAGGAUAAGUCAGAGGAGCUGCAGCAUCACUGGCAGUUUUGUUUGUAUUUUGGUCUCUUAUCCUUUCGAUGUCUUUCAGACUGUGCUUUGGAUGCUCAUUGACGUAGUGAAUAGAAUACAGCCUCAAUAUCCUAAAUCGUCUAAUAUGCAGUGAGAGCUCAUCCACUCUGUUUUCUCCUAUUAGCCACCAGUGGAAGAGGAUGAUGGGGAUCUAGAGGGGCCUUCUCUUCCGCUCUCUACCGGUUCAUUUGUGCAAGAGCUAUUUCAGGCCCAGUACAGGUAGGUCUUAUAUGAUGCUUACCGCUGAGGUGUUUUAUAUUCUCCAUUCUGUGUAUUCAUGACUUCUUCUGAGACAAAUGAGUUCCCUUUCUUACCGACAGGUCGUCGCUCACCUGCCCGCAUUGCCAAAAACAGAGCAACACCUUUGAUCCUUUCCUCUGCAUCUCCCUGCCCAUCCCCUUACCUCACACAAGGUGAGUACACAUCUCUGCUGUGUUCCAGCAUUGGGUCUGGUGGCCGGAACAAGACUGUUGAAAUGUAUAUCUUGAGACUACUUGAGACUGCGGUUCAUUUCAAUUUCCCAGGGAUGCGGAAGCAAAGCAAAUAAGAAGGAAUGUCGUUUUGGGGCCAAAUAUGCCAUUUAGGAGACUAUCUGCAGACCAAACCAAGCCAGUAUUAUGGGACUAUUCUAUUUCUAAAGCCAAUUUAAGGGCUACAUGCCCAGAAAAAAUGGAAAAUAGACGUACUUUUAAAUUUGAAAUGAAGAUGUAGGCCUAUCACAUUUUAGAAAUAUGUUGUGUUCUUCUGUCAUAAUUUUAGUAUUUUGAAUUUCAUUAUUUGUGCCUAGCAGUCAAAACCACCUUUAUGCUCACUCAGUUGAGGAUUCAUAAUGCUCCUAAACUGAGGUACCUGGGACAUGUAUGGCCUUUUUGUCCUCAUGACACAGUGAUGCUAUUUUUACGAUAGUGUUAUACUGUCACAUCAAGGAGAGAGCGCCUUGAUCGAUGCAGAUUCUUUUUUAAGCCACUAAAUUCAUUACUGUCCAUGCAUAAUUAAAGAUGGGAAGGAUGAGGUGAAAUUAGGAGAUAGGCAGUGGCAAAUUAUGUCCCAUUAGUCCUCCGGCGAAUCUGAUUGAUGACAGAAUAAUGGUCCUCCAGACCAAGGUUCAGUGGCUCACUUCUUCUUCUUCCUUCUCCUCCCAGAAACACAAUCAUGGGACAGAGCCUAUAUAAAAAGUUCAAAUGACAGAGAAUCUCAGAAAUGGCAACCAUCUUGAAAAUGUGGGUUCUCCUAAAUGUGUGGUAUCUGAAACUGAACUCCUGAAAAAGCUGCAUUGCUGUGCCUGCUGGCUGAGUUCUUAGUGUCAGCUUAGAGUAGCACUGAUCCACACAGUCACCAGAGGAAUCCUGCUCAGUGCUCUCAGAGUAAUUACAAAUGAGCUAGUCUCCAGACAGUGAUGUAGCAGCAUUAUUAGAGGAGAUGGAAACCUGUCCUCUCCUAAGAGGUUGAUUAUUGGACGUAAUUGUGUUUGAUAUGGCGACAGUUGAGUUUGUCCAUUCUGUUAAUUCCUGGCCCAUGUCAGUGGUUUUUAUCUGGUGUUUUGUAAUUAUUCCAUGCAGAGUGCCAAUAUCUGCUGUCCUUUCCCAUGUCCUUUCCCAUGUUUCCUCUCCUCCCAGGCCUCUGUAUGUGACAGUGGUCUACCAGGGGAAGUACUCUCACUGUAUGAGGAUCGGAGUGGCCGUGCCCCUGAACAGCACCGUGUCCAGACUCCGAGAUGCUGUGUCACGUGAGACCAAGAUCCCCCUGGACCAGGUGCUGCUUCCUUCCUGCUCUCUAAACCCUAGCAGCCUCAGCUCUGUCUUACUAGGUUACAUACACACUGACGUUAACUUGGAUGUUUUAUUUUAUUGUGGUAUCUAGCUACUAAGGAUUUCAAAGGAUUGUUAUCUGAAAAGAACAGUAAAGGAGCGCCCUACUUAGACUUACUUUUCCUUUAAUGAUUAAUCCCUGGGUACUAGACUGAUUGUGUGCCCAUUUCAGUAUUAAUAGCUGCUUUAUAGUGUUGUGGUAAGUAGUAUUAGAAUAGUGCAUCAUAGUCUCUUUAAUCAGGAUGAAGGGAUCACUGGAACAGAGCCCAUUGUAUCCAAGAACAACAGAACUGAUCUCUUGGUUUUUUGUGCUUAACCUUUUUUUUUUUGGUUUUUUGGUAACCCCCAACAAAAACCCCCGUUUUCCCCCUUUGUUUAAAUCCUGUUUUUUGGUCGGAAAAUUUUUUGUUUGAAGGGGUUAAAGGUCCCGGGGAAAGGGGUUUCGCAAGUUUUUUGGGGGCCUUAUCUUUACCCGGGGGAGGUGGCCUCCUGUUGGGUUUAUGUUUUUUGGCUGGGUUUUUUCCUUUUUUUAAAUUUUCCCAUUUUUCUCCCCAAUUUUCCCUUUCCCUCUUUCCCCAAUUUUAACACUUUUUUUUGGCUUUUCCCCGCCUUUUUUGUUUUUCUUCUUCCUCAAUCCUCUGUUUACAGGGUUUUUGGGUUUUGGGGUUUUUUUUUGGGGAUUGUUUUUGGGUUUUUGGUUUUUUUUUUGGGGGGGUUUUGUUUUUUUUUUUUUUUUUUGGGUUUUUUGGGUUUUUUUUGUUUUUGUUUUUUUGUUUUUGUUUUUUGGGGGUUUUUUUUGUUUUUUUUUUUUUUGUUUUUUUUUUUGGUUUUUUUUAAAAAUUUUUGGGGGCCCGGACUUGCCCCGAAAAGGUUUUUCCUGGGGUUCCUUCUGUGAUGUCCAUUGGUAACAUUAAGAAAACCUAUCUUUGUUUUAAACCCCGAGACCUUAAAAAGGUAGAGAAUUCGGGCCCGGGGGAGGGGGGGGUUUUCGUUUUUUCCCUUCCCCUAUUUAAAAUUUCCCCUUUUGUAAAAUUAUUUUAAUUUUGGGUUUUUUUUCAAAAAAUUUUUUGGGAUUUUGGUAAUUUAAGUUUUCCCCCCAUUUUUGAAAUAAAAAGAUUUUAGAGUUAUAAAAGGACCAUUGGGUUUGAAAUCCCGGUUUUGUUUUUUUGGGGGAAGAAAAGCCUUUAAAGUUUUUGGGGGAGAUGAGGAAGGGCUUUAUUUUCAUCAAAGGGGGGAAUCCUUUUCCCUUUUAACCCCUAGAACCUUGGGGGCCGAAAAAAAGAGGGGCCCCCUUGAUCUGUAACCGAGCCUGCACCGGCCAGCAAGGGAGGAGGUACUAUAGAGAUGCACUAUUAAUAAUAUUGACUACAAUGUUCUAAUUGUAUUUCUAUGGGUACUACAGCCCCAGCGUUUUCCACUGUCCUCUGAAACCGUGCAGGUCAUAUGAGAUUUGUUAUAUUAAGUAUACGUUGGAGUCUUAACAGUAGAAUAUCAUUCCCUCUUUUCCAGGUUUUGGUCUUCCAUUUGUACUGUACAUGGAUCGCACACUGUGACCUGGGAUAUCCUGCAGAAGGAGAUCCUGGAGAAGAUGCAUCACCUGCUCAGGCCAGGAGUUUACAUUCAGGUGGGUGAAAAAAACUAAUGGAAGUAUGAAGGUAGUUUUGUGCCUACCCAAAAAUAUAUAUACAGUACCAGUCAAAAGUUUAGACACACCUACUCAUUCAAGGGUUUUUCUUUAUUUUUACUAAUUUCUACAUUAUAGAAUAAUAGUGAAGACAUCAAAACUAUGAAAUAACACAUAUGGAAUCAUGUAGUAACCAAAAAAGUUUUAAACAAAUCAAAAUAUAUUUUAUAUUUGAGAUUCUUCAAAGUAGCCACCCUUUGCCUUGAUGACAGCUUUGCACACUCUUUGCAUUCUCUCAACCACCUUUGCCUGGAAUGCUUUCCCAACAGUCUUGAAGGAGUUCCCACAUAUGCUGAGCAUUUGUUGGAUGCUUUACCUUCACUCUGCCGUCGACUCAUCCCAAACCAUCUCAAUUGGGUUGAGGUCAGGGGAUUGUGGAGGCCAGGUCAUCUGAUGCAGCACUCCAUCACUCUCCUUCUUUGUAAAAUAGCCCUUACACAGCCUGGAGGUGUGUUGGGUCAUUGUCCUGUUGAAAAACAAAUGAUAGUCCCACUAAGCCCAAACCAGAUGUGAUGGCGUAUCGCGUCAGAAUGCUGUGGUAGCCAUGCUGGUUAAGUGUGCCUUGAAUUCUAAAUAAAUCACAGACAGUGUCACCAGCAAAGCACCCCCACACCAUAACACCACCUCCUCCAUGCUUUCCGGUGGGAAAUACACAACCGGAGAUCAUCCGUUCACCCACACCACGUCUCACAAAGCCACGGCGGUUGGAACCAAAAAUCUGAAAUUUGGACUCCAGACCAAAGGACAAAUUCCCACCGGUCUAAUGUCCAUUGCUCGUGUUUCUUGGCCCAAGCAAGUCUCUUCUUCUUAUUGGUGUCCUUUAGUAGUGUUUUCUUUGCAGCAAUUCGACCAUGAAGGCCUGAUUCACACAGUCUCCUCUGAACAGUUGAUGUUGAGAUGUGUAUGUUACUUGAACUCUGUGAAGCAUUUAUUUGGGCUGCAAUUUCUGAGGCUGGUAACUCUAAUAAACUUAUCCUCUGCAGCAGAGGUAACUCUGGGUCUUCCAUUCCUGUGGCGGUCCUAAUGAGAGCCAGUUCCAUCAAGUUCUUGAAAUGUUCCGUAUUGACUGACCUUCAUGUCUUAAAGUAAUGAUGGACUGUCGUUUCUCUUUGCUUAUUUGAGCUGUUCUUGCCAUAAUAUGGACAUGCUCUUUUACCAAAUAGGGCUAUCUUCUGUAUACCCCCCCCCCCCUUGUCACAACACAACUGAUUGGCUCAAACGCAUUAAGAAGGAAAGAAAUUCCACAAAUUAACUUUUAAGAAGGCACACCUGUUAAUUGAAAUGCAUUCCAGGUGACUACCUCAUGAAGGUGGUUGAGAUAAUGCCAAGAGUGUGCCUUCUGUCAUCAAAGCAAAGGGUGGCUAUUUGAAGAAUCUCAAAUAUAAACUAUAUUUUGAUUUGUUUAACACAUUUUUGUUUACUACAUGAUUCCAUAUGUGUUAUUUCAUUGUUUUGAUGUCUUCACUAUUAUUCUACAAUGUAGAAAAUAUUAAAAUAAAGAAAAACCCUUGUAGGAGUAGGUGUGUCCAAACUUUUGACUGAUGGUGUAUAUAUUUCCAGCAUUUUUUUUAUAUCUCCUAGAUUUAGGACAGACACUUCAAAACCUUGUUUCUUAUUAUUUAUUUCUUGACUGUCCUUUUUGCCAUAUAUGAAUGUGUUAUUCAAUGCGUUUCUAUGGGCUUUAGUAGUAAAGGCCAAAAUCAAUAUUUGAUAAAAUACAUGUUUUAUAUAUUUUUUAUUAUAUCUAAAGGGGUCCUAAAAUUCAAAAUAAAAUAGCUAAAUUAUCCAUAGUAUGACCAUUUUUAAAACAAUUCCAUAUGUCAGCUUAGCACCCCCUAUCCUCCAACGUCUUAGACUCUAAAGAAAUGAACAGUUGAUUCCCAUGUAAUGGCAUGUUGGACGUGUAAGUUGCUUCAUUGGAUAGAAUGCAGUUGGUCUGGUUUGAAAAGCACGGCCAUGGCAACAUGUCUAUACGUAGCAGUCAGGAAGUGGGAAUAGGGAUAGUGAGUAACUAAAGUCCUGGUAUUAUCUGCAGGUGGGGCCCUUCAGCCUACGAGUGGUUGGUGUGGUUGGCAUCACAUACCUCCUGCCCCAAGAGGAGCAGCCUCUCUGUCACCCAACAGUGGAAAGGUCAGUCUCCUUGUUAUUCCUGGUCCUUUGUAGCUCAGUUGGUAGAGCAUGGUGCUUGCAACUCCAGGAUAGUGUGUUCGAUUCCUGGGACCACCCAUACAGAUGUGAUAUCUUAAUUUGACCAGUUUCUAUAUUAUGUGGAUUAUAAUUAAUGGACAUUUUUGAGGGGUUGAUAAAUUUUUUGUUAAACCUCGAAUGCAAUACAUUUGCAUUUCCUGUUGCGCAGGAAGGGGCCGGGGGACAACAGGGUAAGAAAUAAAUUCAAAAUUUGUAUGUUUAAAAAAAGGGAAUACAGUUUAAAUUCCCUUUUUAAAGUAAAGGGGGUUGUAAAUGGCAUUUUUUUUUUAAAAAAACAACGUAAAACCCCGUCAACCGGGUCAAGUAGUAUGGCAAAAAAAGGGAUAAAAAACGCUUUCCCCAAAAAAUUGGCCCGGUGUCUGAUUCCCCCUUUAAAAAUGUUUUUUUUUUGAACAUCCGCAAAAACCCCCGAAACCCCGCCCCCACUGGGUUGGGGGUUUUAAAAGGUUUCCCAAAAAAGGUUUUCCCUUUUGGGGGAAAAUUUAAAAAAAAUUAAUGGGGAAAAAAAAUUUUUUGUUUCCCCCCCCCCCAACCCCAAAAACCCCCUUAAAAGGGUUUUUUGGGGGCCCGUUUUCCUUUUUACACCAACUUGGCUUUUCAGAAACAAUUUGGAUUUUGUAAUGAAUUUUGCAAAAUUUGGGGAAAGAAAGGAAUGUCGUCCCGAACCCUUAACUGGCGUGCCUUACCUUUGUCUGUUCUUUUCUUCACACACACUGCUUGCUCAGCAGGUUUGGAUUAUAGUUUAUAUCCCAGUUGCUGAUUCAAUUGAAUAGAAUGGAAGUUUGUCACACAGUACACACACUACAAAGCUGGUUAGAUAUGUGUACAGGAGGCAAAAGGACAGCCACAUGGGUAAUGUAAAUCCAAUUCACUUAGAUUUGUAGUGUUUUGAAGAUGAGAGGAAUACAGCUUGUUAGUUGGAAUAUUUUUAACUUGUCAGGCAGGGUUGUGAAACUGGCUUGUUCUCGUUUUCCCUCAUAACAUAAUCUUUCUUCGGCAGAGCGUACAAGUCCUGUGGACAGGGGGGACCGCCGCACGUCAAGAUAGUGGUGGAGUGGGACAAAGAGACCAAGGAUUAGUGAGUGAACGCUGCACAACAAUAUUGCUGGUGCUCUGCAUCCCUUUGAAAAAUGCCAUGUUUCUGGGGUUUUGUGGUGAGAUUCAUCCUGCAGGGAAAUACAUGACCAUAAAUUAUCCCCAUAAAGCCACUAGGGAUGGGGAUGGUUGUUAGAAUAUUUGACUAUCCAAAUGGAAGUUAGUAUUCAAUUACUUGCGAGAAGAUAUUAAAAAAAUAUACAGUGGGGAAAAAAGUAUUUAGUCAGCCACCAAUUGUGCAAGUUCUCCCACUUAAAAAGAUGAGAGAGGCCUGUAAUUUUCAUCAUAGGUACACGUCAACUAUGACAGACAAAUUGAGGAAAAAAAAUCCAGAAAAUCACAUUGUAGGAUUUGUAAUGAAUUUAUUUGCAAAUUAUGGUGGAAAAUAAGUAUUUGGUCACCUACAAACAAGCAAGAUUUCUGGCUCUCACAGACCUGUAACUUCUUUAAGAGGCUCCUCUGUCCUCCACUCGUUACCUGUAUUAAUGGCACCUGUUUGAACUUGUUAUCAGUAUAAAAGACACCUGUCCACAACCUCAAACAGUCACACUCCAAACUCCACUAUGGCCAAGACCAAAGAGCUGUCAAAGGACACCAGAAACAAAAUUGUAGACCUGCACCAGGCUGGGAAGACUGAAUCUGCAAUAGGUAAGCAGCUUGGUUUGAAGAAAUCAACUGUGGGAGCAAUUAUUAGGAAAUGGAAGACAUACAAGACAACUGAUAAUCUCCCUCGAUCUGGGGCUCCACGCAAGAUCUCACCCCGUGGGGUCAAAAUGAUCACAAGAACGGUGAGCAAAAAUCCCAGAACCACACGGGGGGACCUAGUGAAUGACCUGCAGAGAGCUGGGACCAAAGUAACAAAGCCUACCAUCAGUAACACACUACGCCGUCAGGGACUCAAAUCCUGCAGUGCCAGACGUGUCCCCCUGCUUAAGCCAGUAGAUGUCCAGGCCCGUCUGAAGUUUGCUAGAGUGCAUUUGGAUGAUCCAGAAGAGGAUUGGGAGAAUGUCAUAUGGUCAGAUGAAACCAAAAUAGAACUUUUUGGUAAAAACUCAACUCGUCGUGUUUGGAGGACAAAGAAUGCUGAGUUGCAUCCAAAGAACACCAUACCUACUGUGACGCAUGGGGGUGGAAACAUCAUGCUUUGGGGCUGUUUUUCUGCAAAGGGACCAGGACGACUGAUCCGUGUAAAGGAAAGAAUGAAUGGGGCCAUGUAUCGUGAGAUUUUGAGUGAAAACCUCCUUCCAUCAGCAAGGGCAUUGAAGAUGAAACGUGGCUGGGUCUUUCAGCAUGACAACGAUCCCAAACACACCGCCCGGGCAACGAAGGAGUGGCUUCGUAAGAAGCAUUUCAAGGUCCUGGAGUGGCCUAGCCAGUCUCCAGAUCUCAACCCCAUAGAAAAUCUUUGGAGGGAGUUGAAAGUCCGUGUUGCCCAGCGACAGCCCCAAAACAUCACUGCUCUAGAGGAACUCUGCAUGGAGGAAUGGGCCAAAAUACCAGCAACAGUGUGUGAAAACCUUGUGAAGACUUACAGAAAACGUUUGACCUGUGUCAUUGCCAACAAAGGGUAUAUAACAAAGUAUUGAGAAACUUUUGUUAUUGACCAAAUACUUACUUUCCACCAUAAUUUGCAAAUAAAUUCAUAAAAAAUCCUACAAUGUGAUUUUCUGGAUUUUUUCCCCUCAUUUUGUCUGUCAUAGUUGACGUGUACCUAUGAUGGAAAUUACAGGCCUCUCUCAUCUUUUUAAGUGGGAGAACUUGCACAAUUGGUGGCUGACUAAAUACUUUUUUGCCCCACUGUAUGUAGGCUAGGCCUAUUUUAAUGAAAAUACUUUGUCUAAAAUGUUAUUAUCUAUGUGACAUUGCUACAUACAAGGAUAUACCAUGACAUUAGACAUUUUAAUAAAACAACAGUUUUAUGAGUUUUUAUGAGUGCGCUCCAUUAAAAAAAGACGUACCGGUAGCCUACACACUUUUCACGAGUGUAACUUGUUAUUGUCGGUCAGUCAAAGCAGCACUACCAUCAAAGGCUCCAAGUGAAGUGGGAGAUUUCUAAUCAAUGCAAAAUGGAAUUACAAUUACGAAAUUAAGUUGGCUAAAUGUAAGUAAGUAGGCUACAAUUGUUUAAUAUGAAUUGAAUUGUUGUAGACAAGGAGGUGGGGAGCACAGCAGCCUCAAUUAGCCUUUCAAGCUAGCUAGCUAGCUGGCUAACUAACGUAGCUGGGUCAUUCCUACUAAGCGGUACAUUUUGGAUCUCAUAACUUUUGGGCAAAAUGUAUACUGAACAAAAAUAUAAACGCAACAUGUAAAUUGUUGGUCCCAUGUUUCAUUAGCUGAAAUAAAAGAUUCCAGAAAUCUUCCAUACGCACAAAAAGCGUAUUUACAUUUACAUCAUUUAGCGACUUACAAAUUGGUGCAUUGAACUUAUGAUAGCCAGUGGGACAACCACUUUUUUUUAUGGGGGGGGGGGGGGGGGGGUGUAGAAGGAUUACUUUAUACUAUUCCAGGUAUUCCUUAAAGAGGUAGGGUUUCAAGUGUCUCUGGAAGGUGGUCAGUGACUCCGCUGUCCUGGCGUCGUGGCGGAGCUUGUUCCACCAUUGGGGUGCCAGAGCAGCAAAUAGCUUUGACUGGGCUGAGCGGGAACUGUGCUUCCGUACAGGUAGGGGAGCUAGCAGGCCAGAGGUGGAUGAACGUAGUGCUCUCGUUUGGGUGUAGGGUCUGAUCAGAGCCUGAAGGUAAGGAGGUGCCGUUCCCCUGACAGCUCCGUAGGCAAGCACCAUGGUCUUGUAGUAGAUGCGAGCCUCAACUGGAAGCCAGUGGAGUGUGCGGAGGAGCGGGGUGACAUGAGAGAACUUGGGAAGGUCGAAUACCAGACGGUCUGCAGCGUUCUGGAUAAGUUGUAGGGGUUUAAUGGCACAGGCAGGGAGCCCAGCCAACACCAGUGGUGAGAGCACGUGGUGCGGAGACAGAUUCUCGCCACGCCACCUGGUAGGAGCGACCUGUCCGGUAGGACGCAAUCCAAGAGUGAGCAGCGCCGGAGAUGCCCAACUCGGAGAGGGUGGAGAGGAGGAUCUGAUGGUUCACAGUAUCAAAGGCAGCAGAUAGGUCUAGAAGGAUAAGAGCAGAGGGGAGAGAGUUAGCUUUAGCAGUGCGGAGAGCCUCCGUUACACAGAGAAGAGCAGUCUCAUUUGAAUGACCAGUCUUGAAACCUGACUGGUUUGGAUCAAGAAGGUCAUUCUGAGAGAGAUAGCAGGAGAGUUGGCUAGAGACGGCACGCUCAAGAGUUUUGGAGAGAAAAGAAAGAAGGGAUACUGGUCUGUAGUUGUUGACAUCGGAGGGAUCGAGUGUAGGUUUUUUGAGGAGGGGUGCAACUCUCGCUCUCUUGAAGACGGAAGGGACAUGGCCAGCGGUCAAGGAUGAGUUGAUGAGCGUGGUGAGGUAAGGGAGAAGGUCUCUGGAAACGGUCUGGAGAAGAGAGGAGGGGAUAGGGUCAAACGGGCAGGUUGUUGGGCGGCCGGCCGUCACAAGUCGCAAGAUUUCAUCUGGAGAGAGAGGGGAGAAAGAAGUCAAAGCAUAGGGUAGGGCAGUGUGAGCAAGACCAGCGGUGUCAUUUGACUUAAUAAAUGAGGAUUGGAUGUCAUCAACCUUCUUUUCAAAAUGGUUGACGAAGUCAUCCACAGAGAGGGAGGGGGAGGAGGAGGAGGAGGAUUCAGCAGGGAGGAGAAGGUGGCAAAGAGCUUCCUAGGGUUAGAGGCAGAGGCUUGAAAUUUAGAGUGGUAGAAAGUGGCUUUAGCAGCGGAAACAGAGGAAGAGAAUGUAGAGAGCAGGGAGUGAAAAGAUGACAGGUCCGCAGGGAGUCUAGUUUUCCUCCAUUUCCGCUCGGCUGCCCGGAGCCCUCUUCUGUGAGCUCGCAAUGAGUCGUCAAGCCACGGUGCAGGAGGGGAGGACCGAGCCGGCCGGGAGGAUAGGGGACAUAGAGAGUCAAAAGAUGCAGAAAGGGAGGAGAGGAGGGUUGAGGAGGCAGAAUCAGGAGAUCGGAGGGAGAAGGAUUUAGCAGAGGGAAGAGAUGAAAGGAUGGAAGAGGAGAGAGUAGCGGGAGAGAGAGAGGCGAAGGUUGCGACGGCACAUUACCAUCUGAGUAGGGGCAGAGUGAGUAGUGUUGGAGGAGAGCGAGAGAGAAAAGGAUACGAAGUAGUGGUCGGAGACUUGGAGGGGAGUUGCAGUGAGAUUAGUAGAAGAACAGCAUCUAGUAAAGAUGAGGUCAAGCGUAUUGCCUGCCUUGUGAGUAGGGGGGGACGGUGAGAGGGUGAGGUCAAAAGAGGAAAGGAGUGGAAAGAAGGAAGCAGAGAGAAAUGAGUCAAAGGCAGACGUAGGGAGGUUAGUCACCCAGAACUGUGAGGGGUGAGCCAUCCUCAGGAAAGGAACUUUUCAAGGCGUCAAGCUCAUUGAUGAACUCUUCAAGGGAUCCUGGAGGGCGAUAAAUGAUAAGGAUGUUAAGCUUGAAUGGGCUAGUGACUGUGACAGCAUGGAAUUCAAAUGAGGAGAUGGACAGAUGGGUCAGGGGGAAAGAGAGAAUGUCCAAUUGGGAGAGAUGAGGAUUCCUGUGCCACCGCCGCGCUGACCAGAUGCUCUCCAGAACACAUGGUCAGACGAGGAAAGAGCAGUAGGAGUAGCAGUGUUUUCUGUGGUAAUCCAUGUUUCCGUCAGCGCCAAGAAGUCGAGGGACUGGAGGGUAGCAUAGGCUGAGAUUAACUCUGCCUUGUUGGCCGCAGAACGGCAGUUCCAGAGGCUGCCAGAGACCUGGAACUGCACUAAUUUGUUUACAUCCCUGUUAGUGAGCAUUUCUCCUUUGCCAAGAUAAUCCAUCUACCUGACAGGUGUGGCAUAUCAAAAAGAUGAUUAAACAGCACAAUCAUUACACAGGUGCACCUUGUGCUGGGGAAAAUAAAAGGCCACUCUAAAAUGUGCAGUUUAGUUUUGAGGGAGUGUGCAAUUGACAUACUGACUGCAGGAAUGUCCACCAGAGCUGUUGCCAGAGAGUUUAAUGUUCAGUUCUCCGCUAUAAGAUGCAUCCAAUGUCAUUUUAGAGAAUUUGGCAGUACGUCCAACCGGCCUCACAACCGCAGACCACAGGUAACCACGCCAGCCCAGGACCUCCACAUCCGGCUUCUUCACCUGCGGGAUCGUCUGAGACCAGCCACCCAGACAGCUGAUGAAACUAAGGAUUAUUUCUGUCUGUAAUAAAGCCCUUUUGUGGGGGAAAAACUAAUUCUGAUUGGCUGGACCUGGCUCCCAAGUGGGUGGGCCUAAUGCACCCCUGCCCAGUCAUGUCAAAUUAUAGAUUAGGGCCUAUUGAAUUAAUUUAAAUUGACUUAAAUUGAUUUCCUUAUAUGAACUGUAACUCAGUAAAAUAGUUGAGGCUGGUGCCUUGCUGAACUCGGCUUGGAAAACCGAACGAGUGUGCUUGAGAGAGAGAGAGGAAAAGUACUGUUUGUCCAUUUUGAGAGACCGUAGUCAGAAUUAAUCGAAGAUAACUCAAGAAAUCUGUCAUUAAUUUUGACGUUUUUGCAGAGAAGUUCAUAGUCGUGCAAUUUUAAAUUUAACGAAGAUGUUUGAUGCAGUAUUUAUUUCUCAAUUUAAAAAAUUGCAUGAAAACGAGCUGUCUCUCAUUGAAUGACAACAAAGGCUUUAUUGAAGAAUCGCUACUGCUGACCAAUCACAGACGAAGGGGCGUAGACUUUGGCUACCGACUUCGGCUUGCCAAAGAAAAAGUGUGCCCGAACAGCCACAUUUCUUUUUACCGAACUCCAAAACGAACAGAAACUUCACAUAAUGCCGUCAUAAAGAUGCACAAACUCUUACGAACUGUUUCGGCUGGGAAGCAUGCGAAUGUCUUUAGAAAUUUGGAGACAUGAUAACAUAAAGGAAUGAAAUCCUUAAGUAUUUGCCUACCUAAGCAAUCUCCACUUAUUGGGAAUUGUCAGAUUUAGUAUUGUGUGUUAGGAAAGGAGGCAGUGUGUUGUUGAGUGAUUCAUUGGCUGACUGUGACUCCCCUCCCCUUCCAUGCAGUCUGUUUGGGCUCACUGAGGAAGAGUACAUCCCUGAUGCUGAGAGUGUGUAUCUGCACAGAGAGCAUCACCAUCAGCCCCAGGCCUGCACCCUCGCUCAGUGCCUCCAGCUCUACACCAAAGAGGAGCAGGUAACACUGGAGUACACACACACACACACACACACACACACACACACACACACACACACUGUGUUGGUAUCACAAGGCCACACACAAUGGCCGUCGAUGCAUUUGUAUGCUGUCGUAUGUAUUUAAACAAGAAAAGAGACUUGAAAAAAGGAACAUUCUCUUCUUACCAGAGGGUUUGUUUAUUAUUCAACAGCUGAAUAUCCAAUAGCCUUUCAUUUGGUUCAAAUGCUGAGGUUGCUGGAUAUUCUGCCCCUAAUGCUAUGUUUGAAGUACAGCAUUUUUAUAACGGCUUCUCUCUGUCUGGAAGGACGCCAGAUAGACUCUGAAUAUACACUGUGGUUAGCCGAGGCUGGAGGUGGUCAGUUUAAGAACAGGCUCUGGUCACAAAAAAUGAGGUUGCUGUGAAAACAUGGAGUAGAGCAGUCAGGAACUCCCUCUAUGAGUAAGACUGAUUUAAAAGCACUGCGGUGGGGAGCUUUUCCUUGAUGGCUGCGUGUGUGUGCCGUCUCUGUUCCAGCUGGCCCCGGAUGAUGCCUGGCGCUGCCCCCACUGCAAGCAGCUGCAGCAGGGCCGCAUCAAGCUCAGCCUGUGGACCCUGCCUGACGUCCUCAUACUGCACCUCAAGAGGUUCAGACAGGUACUGCAGCACCUACAUAGCAUUCAGCACCCCCUUCAAUUCCCACACUGAGAAUUGUGUCCAAACAUUCCUGUUAUGUUUUAGUAAUGGUAGUUUCUCAUGCUUUUGGUGGCCCGACUGGUUCUUAUUCUUGGUUUGCCUUCAGUCACUGUCACUCAGUCUUACCCAGUGACCUAUCUCCUGCCUGUCUAAGAGGCAGGUGUAGCGACAGUUCAGUUGACUGGGUACUGAUGUGUUUGCUGCUGUGUCCUGAAGGAGGCUGACAGGAGGGUGAAGAUGCAGAACAUGGUGCGGUUCCCUCUGCUAGGCAUGGACAUGGCUCCUCACAUGGUGAAGAGGUCCCAGAGCAGCUGGAGCCUGCCCUCCCACUGGUCACCAUGGAGACGACCGUACGGCCUGGGGCGUAACCCUGACGACUACCUGUACGACCUGUACGCCGUCUGCAAUCACCACGGAAACAUGCAUGGAGGCCACUACACAGGUAAGACUGGUGGUUUAGCAGUAGGGUGGUAGUAGUCACUGACUGUGGAGGUAGAUGGAUAGGAAAAUAACACUACAGUCUGACAGUUUCUUCACCAUCACCCUAAAUAUCUUGUUCUUCUAACCCCCAGCUUACUGUAAGAACUCUGUUGACGGCCAGUGGUACUGCUUUGAUGACAGUGAGGUCCAGCCCAUCGCUGACGAUGAUUUGUGUCAGCAGACGGCCUACAUCUUGUUCUACCAGAGGAGGAACACCAUCCCCUCCUGGUCCGCCAACAGCUCCGUAGCAGGUCAGUGGUUGCUUCUUGGAGUGUGGGAUUUUCCUGACACUAGUGUUUAGUUAAGAUGGUGUAUUACGUUGUUCGAUAGGAGAAAUGUCAUUAAGUGACAUUGAAACUGUCUGUCCAGUCUUAGUUGGACUGUAGCAUCAACAACUUGGAGUGAGUUUGGUUAUCUGUGAGAGACCUGAGGGUGUUGAUUGUUGUGUCUAUCUGUGCCAGGCUCCACCAGCUCAUCUCUGUGUGACCACUGGGUGAAUCGUCUCCAAGGCAGCAGGCCGGCCAGCCUGGCUUCCGGGGCCUCCUCCAGACGCACCUCUCUGGCUUCCCUGGGCGAGUCGGUGGAGUUCACCACAGGGGACCACUGCGAAGAUGACGGUGAGAUACAAUGGGAUUCUCUGUCUUAUUUCUCCUUCUUCAGCUCUUUUCCCCUCCUCUAGCUAGUUAUUUCUGACCUUACACAAUCUGUUACCAUGCCCACUUGAGAAAAAGGGGCAUUAAAUUAUCCUUUCAUUGAGUCUAGUGCAUUAGUGUAAAUUCAUUUAUUUUAAUCUAUUUAGGUGGUUUUUCGACCCGUCCCUUUGUUCGGAGCAUCCAGCGUCAGAGCUCGUCUUCCAGGUCAUCCAUUGCCAGUCCUCUAGCCUUCAGUGAGAACGGCAUGAAGCCCUCCUGGUCCCUCUCUGCCAAGCUCCAGAUGAGGUCCAACUCCCCCUCACGCUUCUCCCUGGACUCACGCUCCUCUCCCCCCUUGGAGAGGAUAGGAGAGAGGGGAGAGGCGUGUGAUGACAAGGUAUCCACGUCUUGCUUCGGUAGCUACAGCAGGCACGAGUGCUACCCUGGCGGCAGGGCCCCCUUGGCCAUGAUGGAGGGGAACAGCACCGAUCAGGACCAUGACAGGAGGAUCCUAGACGAGGUCUACUGCAGGGCCCCCACGCCAGCCGAUAAGAAGAGCUCCAAGAGUGACCCGACUGACAACAACAACCAGAUAACAGCCCUGGACCAAAAUGCACAAGCCACCCCGUCGAAGGAGCAGAAACGCAAGAGCAGCACCGCCGGAUCUGCCCCGAAGUUAGAGAGCGUCGGGUCCAAAAAGAGUUCCAUCAAGUCUGAGCCAGAGAAAAGCUCCAAGAAGCGCCAGUGUUCGUCCUCCAACCCCAAAUCCUCUACAUCCCAAAUGUCUUCCAGCCCUGUGGUGAAGGGCCCCAAGGUGACCAACUCUAAAGACAAGACCACCAGCAGCGGCAGCGCUACGCCCACCAGGACCCCAUCCAAAAAGAAAGAGUCUUUGUCUUCCAAGGGUCCCGACUCGGCAGCUGGAACCCCUCAGCGCAAGCAGCGCAUCUCCACGCCGCAGUCCUCCGCCUCCCCCUCCCCCACCGUAAAGAAGAGUUCCUCUGGCCUUGAGAAGACCUCCUCUGGUCGGAAGAAGCUGCUGGAGAGGAGCUGCAGUCGGGACUCGGGGUUGGUAAGCCCUCUGGUUGAUAGACCACGCUGGGGCAGCAACGCUGCAGCCCGGACCCCCAGCAAGACCGCUGCGGAGGGGGUCCGUCCAGAGAGGAGGUUUUUGCGGAGUUCCAUCAGCAGCUCCUCUGUCACCAGCCUGCGCUCCCCCAGCGUCUCCUCCAGGGAUCCUAGGCGCAGCAGCAAGUCAGAGGACAAGGGUCUGUCGUUCUUCAAGAACGCCCUGCGCCAGAGAGAGUCUCGCCGGUCGGCCGAUCUGGGUAAGACCAGCAUCCUGGCCAAGAAGGCCUCUGAGAGGACAGCCAGGCUGAGCGGUCAGGAGUGGGAUGGGUCAGCCAAUGCCUCACUGCAGGCCUCCCCAGAGCAUCAUGUGAACGAGGUUGUCACUGAGGUAAAGGAGUCCUCCAAGCCCUCCACCCCAGUCAGACGCUCUCUGUUACCUGUUAUAGGCAAAUCCAAGUCUUCCACUUCUGAAUCCAGUCUUAAUUCUCCCCCCAAUGGGAAAAAGCCUCUUGAGAAGCAGGCAUCCUCCAGAAAGCUUUCUACCAGCAUGCAAUCUUCUGCACGCCCAACACAGAAGCCUCAAUGA